AUGUCUGGUAGAGUAGAUGGAUCUAAACUACCGAAAACUAGUUCAGAAAUUAUUAGUGAAGCAAAAGCAGCUUUAAACACACCCCUAUACAUAAAGCCACUGUCCACGAAUAGGCCGUUCACCCCGCAUGAAAGAGUGUUCUUCUGUCAACGACGAACAAAUCGACCGCCUAGUGCUUUUAAGUAUUAAAAACUAAUUUUUUCGUAAUUUUUUUUUUAUAAUUGUACAUAAUUAAUAAUAUUAUAAUAUUCUUCCGUAUAUGUAUAAUAGAUUGCAACACAUACAGUUCCAGGAAAAGAAAAAAAGUAGUUGUACAAAACUACCAGCUCUCGAUAAGCCAAAAUAUACAAGUAAUAUUUUAAUUGUCUCACAAUAUUUUAAUGGAGUAUGUGUAUCCCAUUACAAUUAUUUUAUUUUUAUUAAAGACUUUAAUAAAAAACAAGUUAAUAGACAAUCUCAAAGUAGUCCACCAAGUACAACACUCCAUCGGUCCAAUUCAGAUGUGGCUGACAACUCAAAUAUAACCAAAAAUCAAAUAUCAUCAUUAUCGUUUCCACUUUCGAUUGAUGCACUUCUUAAGGUAUAGAUACUAUAUAUACUAUAUAGAUACUAUAUAUACCUAAUUCAUUUACUGAAACUGAACGUUUUGAUUUUCAUCUAUUUGGUAUUUAUCAUAUAGUUGACUUUAUACACAGCAAAAACUCAUAAGUUGUUUUUUUUCCUAUAAAUAACUUUUCUAUCAGAAAUCAAUUUAAAAUUGUAUACAAUUAUCUUGUAGAAUUUUUGAUAUAUUUGGUGCAUUGAAGAAUGAAAAUGUAAUUUUCUUAUUUUCCUUAUAACAGUAAGAUUGUUUAAAAUCAACUAGCGAGUUUUUGCUGGAUGGUUGAUAAUAUUUUUUUCUGAUUAAAUAUGAUAAUUUAUUUAAAAAUCGAAGAAAAAAAAUCAUUAUAUGAUUUAAAUUAAUAACGCAAAUUUGUGAGUAAUAUAGGUGUUAUCAUUUUAAACCAUGAAAUGUAUAACCAAUAUUUAAUUAUAUAUUUCUCAUAGGUAACUUAUUAAACUCAUAACUCAUUAAAUUCAAUAUAUUGAAAUUAUCAUCAAUAUUUUUUUUUUUUAAAUACUUUGAUUUUAGGUACAUAUGGUGUAGGUAUGAGUACACCUACCUAUCUAUAGUAGAUUUACUUGUAAAUUACAUUGUUCCCAAAAGUUGAUCCAUUGUUUUCAAGCAUUGAAUUAUCUUUGAAUCUAUUAAGCAGAUAUUUUGAUCCCAACAAUGAACAUUUUGACCAAAGUUUAUUUUACGGUUUUCGAUUUCCUGAACUGUGUUUUCCUUUUUUAACUCGAGUAGUCCUUUACUCAGUUUGUAACGCAAAUGAACAGCGUUAACGUUUGGAUAAUUUGAUUUCAAAGAAACUAAUAAUAAGUCCAUCGUCGUAGAUUCAUUAGCCCUGAUUGUUUCCAUAACAAGUUCUUUUACUCUAUCCAAGUCAAUUUUCAAGGAAGAAUUCAUCAUAAAUAAUAAUAUUAAUUAUUAUAAUGAAAAUGAAUUGGAGUAGCUAGUACCCAUGCAAAGUAUGUAACCAUAGAUACCUACUUGUAACAAUUGUAACUAUAAAAGUUGUAUAAAAAUCUGCAUUAUUAUUAUUUUAUUGUAACAGGAUGUAGAAAUCUAAUAUUAUUCCUUAUAUAGGUAAUUAUUAUACAUAUUGCCAUAUUGGUUGGUACCUACGUAAUAUUACCCAUAUUUUGGAGAGAGUAAAAUGUAAAUGUAAUGUUAAAAUGUAUUGUAAUUUAUCUAUUCAACUUAAUUUCUAAACAAAAAAAACAUCAAUUAUUUUGGUUUUAAAAUGAUCAUAUAGUUUUGUAGAUAAAAAUAUUUUUUUCAAUAUGGUUCGGUUAGGUUGCUACUUUAAAAUUAAAUUGUAAUAUAUUAAAGUUGAGGCUCAAAUUAGAUAAAAUACCAUUUUAUUAAGUUGGUAGUUGAAUAUGAUAUUUUUUUUCUAUUGUAGGUUGGAAAUUGUCAUUGCUACAUAAUGCUUAUUCUUAAUAGCAUUGAUAGCUCCUUGGUGUUGUACUGAAACUGCUCUCCUAGAUUUUGAUACCAGCUCAUUCUUUCUCAGGUCUUUCCCUUACUCCUCUUUUCGUGAAUUUAACCUUGUAAUAUGAAAUGUAAGAGCUGGUAUAUUUCGCCCCUCAGAAUAUUAUGUUCCAAGUAUUACAGUUUCCUAGAUUUAAUAACUACUAUUCAUCACUGUAACUCUGUCAACCCGAGAUAUGUUGAGAAUCCUAUGGAAAGACCACAUCUUAAAUGCUUGGAUUUUUAGAACAUCUGCUUUCUUAAAUGUCCAAGAUUCCACUCCAUACAGCAAGAUAAAGAACACAUAACACUUCAAAAUCUUAUAUUUUAAAUCCAACAGUAGAUCUUUGUUUGAAAAACUUUUCCUCAUUCUAAAAAAUGUUGGUCUAAUAAUUUCAAUACAAAAUUUGAUCUCUUUUGAGUAGUCCUUGUUACUAUUAAUCUAUGUUCCAAAAUACCUGUAUGAAUAAACUUUUUCUAUUAUGUUAUUGUUCAAGAUCAAUUUUAUUUUAUUAUUACAAUUAUCUGUUUAAUUUUUUACUAUUAACUUGAUAUUUAUACGUAUUAGUUAAAAUAAAUGGUAUAGUAGGUGUAUACUUAUGUAGGAUAUUAGUAUUAAAAAAAAUUACUUUUUUAGAACCACUACGAACAAAAUUACUAUGACCACGAGUACAUGAGUCAUGAAAAUGAAAUCAAUGAAGCAAGAGCCUUGUGUUUUGGUGUCCAUGCUGACUGUUUAUGGGUUGUAUCACUAAUUGAGACCAAAAUGAAGAAAAGUAUUGUUUUUAUCACUUAUUUUACAUAGUAUCUAUUUAAUUAUUCUUCUUCUCCUUCACCUUCAUCCCAGCUAUUAAGUUUUAACUAAAUUUAAAAACAUAUCUAUCUAAAGUUAAUACUUAACUUGCCUAUUACAUUUAAAUACAUGAUUUAGGUACUUACCUAUAUAAUAGGCGGAUCUUUUUGAUAAAUAUUUUUAAAAAAAUAUCUGUAGAGAAAGUCAUUAUUUGCAUCAAAACAAGAAUGUUUGUUUUUUUUAAGGGAAUUGACAUUUAAAAAGAAGAAAAUACAAAAGCCAAAUAUUUAUGAAAAAUAUAUAUCAUAUAUAUACACAUCAAAGGUCAUACCUGUCGGCCUUUUUUUCUUAUGCUUAGAACAUAAAUUGUUAAUUUAAAAAAAAUUUUGUUGUCAUAAUGAUCUGCAGUAGAUAUUCAGAUUUAGCAUUAACCAUUAUAUACAUUUCAAUGACUGUUAAACCUGUCAUGUAUGAUAGGCAAACAAUUAUGAUACAAUAACACUCUUGAAGAGUAUACAGAUACCAAGGUACCUAGAUAUCAAGUGUGUUAUAAAAGAUAAUUAUAUAAUUUUUCAAAUUUUCGACUCGUUAUAUAUUUAAGAUGUAUUAUAACAUAUUUAAGUAUAAUAUUAUGUAUUUAAAAUUUAACACUUGAUAUGCACCUAAUCUGAAUAUGUAUAAAUAUUAAUGUUGAUUGUAAGGCAUGAAGCCACUUGUAUUUACAAUAAUUGGAUGCAUUUAUUUGUUUUUAAUAUUUUAACGUUAACCAUUUUCGAAUAUAUUCCCAUUAGGCCUAAUCCCCUAUAAACGGUAUAAUUAUGUGUAGGUAUGUAAAUAUGAUGACCUUGAUAUGUUGAACAUUUUUAUAAUUUGUUUGUAGACUUUGAAGUCGGCGAGAUGUGUUCACUUUUAAAUAAGUUGGCGUUAUCAAUAAAACGUGAACAUUUAUCAGUCAUACGAGACGAAAACAAAAAAGAAACUAUACUCCAGACAAUAUUUAAACUGGUAAACAUUUCAACGGACGACGAACUCAUGGUCAAUUUAAUAUUAGUAUUACUUCAGGUCAGUUUGUGUUCAUAAAAAUUAUUUUGAGAAAAAAUAAAAAAGUUUUCGUACAAAUGUAUCGGUAUCAGUGGCGUAACCAGAACUUCUAAUGCCUGUGACGAAAUAUUGUAUAAAGGCCGAUCCAAUAACCAAAAAAAAAAAGGUCAUUCAAAAAGAACCUCACAUGUGUCCAAUAAUGUCUUGGGCUCUGGUCACCACUGCUAAGGCCCUUAUCAGUUGUGGGCCCGUGGCGUUUGCCCACUUUGCCCACUCAGUAUUUACGCCACUGGUCGGUAUUAUAAUAUAACACCUACACCUCUACUUAAAUUUAUAUUUUAGAUGCAAGUGACCGGAACAUAUUUGGCGACCGUUUGUAAAUUAAUAUUCAAAAUAUCCCGGUCGGACAAAAACGACAGUUUGUUCCUCAACUCUAAUGUUCUGACUCUUUUCGUGGACAUACUGGGAUUGGCCACUCCGCACGAAGACGCUGAGUCGUUGAUUUAUGGUUACGGCGCGUUAAAGUUUCUCACCAUGAAUCCGGAUCUAAUGGAACGCGCCAUGAGUAACGGUUGUCUGCCGCUCAUGCUGUUACAUUUGAAAAUGAUAAAUUUGGAGCGUACGGAACGUCAAACGUUGCCGGAAACCGUUAACCACGUAUUGUAUCAGUUGACGGGCACGCUCAGGAACGUGGUCAAUGAUCGAAAAUACUACACCGAACUUUUGUCUUCAGGCGGUUUAAUAACCAUGUACCGUACUUUAGAACUAUUUUCCUGCGAUGUCGACGUAGUUACAAACAUUUCGAGAAUCUUAAGGUUCCUAAAUACCUAUACUUAACUAUACUUACCUGAAAUAGGCUGAAAAAAUUAUUCAAAUAGAAAAUAAAAAAAAAAUCGUAUUUAGAAUGUAUUCUAAUACUUUACAAGACUAACAACAGGCAGAAAAUAUUAUUAUUUAUUCGUAAUAAUUUUUUUGUUUUGUUUUUUUUUCAUCAGUAUUCUGUCCACCGAUAGUAAAUGCUGCGAUGCACUCGUGGAAUGCUGGUCGAACGUAUCCGUAUUAAUGUCGAUAAUCGAUAAGUAUCCGGGACAAGAGGAAAUUGUAGUCCGUAUAACUUAUGCGCUAGGAAACAUAUUGUCUAAUAACGAACACGCUCGACAUCAAGUGACGUCAUAUUUUGAAUUUUAACUAUUAUAAUUUUUGUUCCUUAGAAAACAAAAAUCUUACCAAUUUACUAUUUUCGAUUGUACAUAAUAUAGUUAUACGAUACUUAUUGCUCCAUGGGGACGUUUCUGAAUUUAAUGCAAUUAUAUUUGGAAAAGGAUUUAAUGAAUAUAUCACGCGACAUCAAAUUCAACAUUGUCGAAGACGUGCUUAUAAAAGUAAAUAAAUGUAGAUUUCUCUAGUUUUGCGCACACUCGAAUAGUAUUUUACGUGCAUUUAAAGCAGCGGUUCUCAACCUUUUUUCAUUUACGCACCCCUUGACCACUCACUACUACUUUACGGACCCCCAAAUACAAUCUUAUCGUACCGCCUAGAAUGGUAUAUUAUACCUAUUGUAGUAUUAUACUCUUAUUAUACACUUAUACUAAAUCAUAUAAGUUACGAAAAACUUAUUUACAUCAUUUACAAUAUUUCACAACUAGUUUCACAAGUAAAGUUCAAUUAAUUAAACAAAUUUUAAUUUUUCCGCCAUUACGCUUUUUUUUCCGGGGACCCCCUAAUACCUUCUCGGGAACCCCUAGGGGUCCGCGGACCCCCGGUUAAAAACCACUGAUUUAAUUAAAAAAAUACAUCCUAGGAUAAUGAAGUCGGGUGCAGCCACUGUUAUAGGUAAUUUAAUGUAUAUCUGAAAGCAACGAUAAACCAUUGCUAACGAAAAAACGAUUCUGAGCUCAAUUCAGUUGAUAGUGAUGCUUUGUCAAUAACAUACAUGUCAUGUUAUGAUAAAAUAAUUAAAUAUGCAAUAUAUAUUUUCUUUAAUAAUAUUUGUUUAGUAUUGUACUGAUUUUCCUGUUUUUCCGGGUUAUCCCAUGGUUUUUCAAUUUACUGGGAAAAUCGAAAAAUUACCUUUUUAAAGUACCUCCCCAGUCAGAUUUCCUUUUAGAAAAAGUGUUAUUAUUGUAAAUCGGAGCAAAAUUGAUGGUAGAAAAGUCGUCUACAAAAAAAAAAAAUCGUAAUAUUUUACUAAUGUAUUUUGUAAAUUUUUCCGUAUUUCUUCGUUUUUCAGGAUUUUUCCCAUUUAUAAAAAAAUGACCUACCCAAAUUACCAUGGAGAUUAAAUUUCCUUUUAGAAAAUAAGCUACACUUGAUACAUCAGAGCAUUAUUUUUGGUAGAAAAGUUUGCAUAACAAAUCGAGGGAUAUUUUUCGAUUAAAAUAGUCAGAAUGAGCGAUGGCUUAGAUCUCUUGGUACACCCAAAAUGAAUUUGUUUUUUCCUGGUUUAGAGAAAAGGGAAAAAAAUCCAAAAAUCUUUUUUUCGAAACACUGGUUGGAAUUCGUGAACUCAAGGAUGAAAAUAGAUAUGUAUAAUCAUUCAGCUACGAUAAACAUACUUUAGAGAAGACAAUAAUUAAAUUAACAUAACAUAUAAUAUCCGCAUAAUGUCAGAACUUUAAAAAACUAUUUUCGAAAUAUAGUCAGUCCGCUUAAUUAAGAUUUCACCAUCGUUCUUAAAUCGGAAAUAUACAUAUAUGGAAAAACAAAAAUUACCUCUUAAAAGUACCUACUGGACAACAUUCCCUUUCAGAAAUGGUGCAUGCGUAAAUAUCUGAGCAAGAUUUUUGGUCGAAUUUUUGUACACAGUAUGAAAAAAGAAAAAAAGAAACAUCUUAGUAAAACCAAUACAUUCUUCGCUACACACAGAACUUAAAAAAGAUUAUUCGAAUUGCCGACAGGUUUUAGAAAUUUGUUGAAUUGCCUCCGACCUGCAAGUCAGAUAACUCGAAUCGUCUUCGAUAGAUAUUAUAAAAAAAAAAAUAAUAAUAAUUUGUCAAUAAUCGAUUUUAUAUUUAUUUAUAAUACUAUGACAAAUGAAAAAUGGCCUCAGGAAAAUAAUCCGAGUACGAAAAUGGCCAGAUGACAAAAUUAGACAUUUUUCUAUGGCCAAUUUUGAUUUAGCCAUUAUUACCUACGAUUAUUAUUAUUUAUUAUCAUCACGGUACAUUAAGUUCUAAGUACAAUAGAUAAUAAUUCAAUACAUAAUUUUAAAUAAUAAAAUAGGAGGAAUAUUUUUUUCUCUUGUCAUUUUUGUAUUUGGCCAUUUUUACGUAGACUUCCAAAUUAUAUAGAAAGAGUAUGGACGAUGAGGAAAAUAAAUUUUAAAACCACUACGCCGCGGUGCACGAUAUAAUUAUUUUAAAUUUGUACACUUCAUUUUUCUACUAAAAAAAAUCUAUUCUAAGAUAAUGGGGACGGGUGCAGGCACUGUUGUAUAUGAGAAGUUGGGGAGGUAGGAUGUAGAUGGGAAUUUAAUGUAUAUCUGUAAGCAACGAUUGCUAACAUAAACAAUAAACAUCAUUAUUGUAAAACCAUAAGCUUCUUUGCUCCACUCAAAAUCAAAAACUAUUGUGUUAUUUAAAUAACCGCAGUUUAACGAGCUACAAAAAAAAGGCAUCAUUGAGCGAUUUUUUUUUAAUUUUUCCCCCGGGUGUGAAAACUCCUAGAUCGGGCUCCGCCCUCGACGUACCCCUGUGGAAAUCCACGAUAACCCCUCCCCUCCUCUGGGGCGAUGAAAGUCUGAAAUAAACGCUUUAAUUGCACCGCGUAUUAUAAUAUAAUAGGUGAUACGGGUCGUGGUAAACAUGAGCAUACAACCGGAAAUCGGUACGAGAUUGGUGAUGGCGACAGACGACGACAAUCAUCCGGUUCACAAAGUAAAGGAGUGCGAACAGUUUUUGGAUUCUCUGUUGACCAUACUCAGGCGGAAGUCCAUUGACGAAAACGAAGAACUCGUGCUCGCCGCGUUGGCGGCUCUGAACAACUUGUCGUAUUACGCGGACAUGUCGGACACGAAUCGCGGCCCGUUUGGCGCGCGUCAAUUGGACAUAACGCAAGGUAACACGUCUUAUACGGAGUGAUACAUAUAUUAUAAAACACUCGUUAUUUCGGAAAGUAUUAACUUUUUUUUCGUUAUUUAUUUUGUAGAACAUUUAAGAAACACGCAGCUCUACAAAUUUACAUUUAUGUUAUUUUUUGUCUUAAACUUAUUUUUAGUGGUGAAACCACUACUUACUUUUUAUUUUCAAACGGUAACCUAUAUUAAAAAGUCCACAAAUAAACGGAGUAUUAAUUGAAAUAAAUUUUGAUGUUGACAUUUUUGAUUUCUAUCAAUCGGGUUGACGAGAUAUUCCACUUUUAAGUAUUGGUUAAUAAUGAGUUUAAAAAAGUUUUAUGAUAGGUGUCUUAUGAUAGAUUGAUCACUCCAUAUAACGAUUAAUUAGAUUAUAGGCGCAGUAUAACUAGAUUGCGUUAUUAUUUAUAAUCUAACCGUUCCAACUCGUAGACAAUAAUUUGAUCGUUGUUUUAGCGUUGGGUCUGCUGCUGUCGACGAGAAAUCAUUUGUGUAAAGUAGAAGUGGCCAGAGUAUUUGGGAACCUCACCAGAUCAGCUGCAGUUCGAAAUUACUUACUGGAGACUAGCGGUAAACGUUAAUACAUUAAAAAAAAUAAUAAUAAUAACCAAUUUUUUAUACUAUACCGAAUCUUUUCGAAACUUUUUUCCGUCGCAAAAUGAUACAAACGAUUAUAAUGCACCUACCUGGCUAAUGACUUUUUUUUUUCAAAAUAAAGUUCCAUUAAAUAUUGUUAACUCACUGUGAGAUUUCUAUUUCUUUGUAUGGACAUCGUAGUUCGCGUAUAACGUGCGCGAAUAUCAACGAUAAACCUCGCUAUUGUUUUGAAUAAUAAUCGGUUGUAUACACGGGUACUUGUUAAUUUAUAAAUAUCUGACAAAAACUUUCAGAAUAAUUGAUGGUUUAAUUAUAACUGUGGGUACUAUAAAUGUAUAAUUUAUAAUUAGUUAAGCUUUUUGCUUAGAAUACGCACGUAAAUGAUGGAUACAUGUAUCAGUGGCACAAACAGAGGAGGGUCAACCCCUCGGAAUUUCUUCUUUCACUGAUUUAUUUUAAAUCAAAUCCUACAUUCAAUCAAUUAAAUUGAACUAUUUUAUACAACUGAAUUAAAUACAAUUUCAUUUCAUCAAAAAUCAUUUAUUCAGUAACAAUAGUGAUAGCACUGUACCGGUAGUAUGUGCUAUCCCAUCUCUAGGAAAUUAUUAUAAACAAAACCCCUACUGAAAAAAAAUCCUGCAAACGCUACCGAAACGUAUUGUUUUUUUUUUUCUAAAAUUUUAUUAAAACAUAUUGUAUAAUCUACACGGACUUCACCGAUUAUCGGGGGAUUGACCACUGUUUCGACUCAGUUUUGUCUGUAUAAAUAGACGUUUUUUUUUUUUUAGCACUACGUGAAUCACAGUAAAAGUUCAUUUAACGUAAUCCGGGGUAGGUCCAUGAGUAUAGGUGAACUAGAUUACACUCCGAAAACGUAUUCUUGUGAUUUAUAUUUUAAAAAUUGUAUCGAGUUAGGUACUUUUAAUAAUUUUAUCGAUUUAAAAUCUUAAUAUUUCACUUUGUAUAAAUCACAAUAAUAUGCACAUGUUUCAGUUGGUCGGUUCUUUAAGGCCAUUUUCGUCGCGAAAUCAAUUCUUAUAUAAUUCGCCGAGUUUCGUAUCUUCUGAUAUUGUUUUUAACGAAAUCGUAUAGAUAGGCGCAUAAUUUUUUUUAGAGCUACGAAUUUAUUAUCCAUAUAAAAUACAAUAUUGUAUUGGUACCUACCUAUAAAGAUAUUAUUAUGUUAAGCGUUUACGGAUAUAAUAGAUAGACAUCAUGAAUAUGGUUUAAAAAAAAAAAAAAAAAUACUUUUAUAAUAUUCGUUUUUUUUUUUUUUUUCUAUAUCGUUCUAUUUACUCGGGUAUUUUUUUUUCCAUUUCGAUUUUGUCAUAUUAUUACGAACACCGUGCGUCUCGAUAUAUAGGAUUUAACACAUAACAAAUUUACUGAAUGUAUACAUACUAAUAUAAUAUCAUGUUCGUACGCCGACACGACUAUAUCGAUGAACAAAAACAAUACCUAGGUGAAUUAUGUAUAAUAUAAUAUGUAAAAGUACGAUAUUUAUGAAUAAAAACAUGUUCGGUUAUGGGCUGUUGCGUUGUCAUAAUAUCAUAUCGGGUGCAUAACAAUGCAUGAAAAUAGUACACACUUGUGUAUUAUAAUAUUAUUUUAUUAUGCCGAGGAGACAUUUAAGAACGGGUUUUUUUUUUUUUUUUUUUUUUCGUAUGUUACGACACUACGAGCGUUGCUGCGGGGUUAUUGACACAUUUAGGGGAAGCGUUUAUAAUACGCCUCGUCUACGUGGACCUCCCGGGAGUGAAAUUCAGUAAGCGAGAAGAUUGAUGAGAUAAUAUUAUUGUGUCGUUGCAGCGAUCGAUAUUUGUAUUGAUAUGUUAUUGGUGCGAGCACAAACGAAUGGAACAGUUUUAUCGUACGGAUAAAUUUUCAUCUAUACAGUUUAUUCGACGUUUAAAAUAUCGUACGAUAGGUAUAGGCGAUAUUAUAGCUAUUAUUUGCUAUUAUUUUUUUGCCACAAGCUAUUUUCGCGUAGAAAUUAUGUCCCUUUUUGUCGGUUUUCCUACUAUACAAACGGAUAGCGACCGGAGAUCAAUAUUGUUAUUCGACGUGUGCUUUUAUGUCUCUGAACAUAAUUUUCGAGUCGAUAAAAAUGCUUCUUACAUAAUGCAUUUUAUCCGCGGCCCGUUUUUCAGAUAUAGGUUUAUCAAAAACAAUUAUAGUCGUUUCACCUCAAAAAUAAUCGAUAAUGUUACAUUUCAGACUCGGCUUGUUUCUUAGACUGUUAAGAAAAAAGGAAAAAUGUUUUGCGAAAUAAUGAGUGUUUUACGUAUUAAAUGAAUUGCCCUGUAUAAUGUAAUAUAAUAAUAUACUUUUAAGGAAAGUAGUUUUUCAAAUGUCUAUACAGAUUUAUUGAGAUGGCAUUAUGUCUACAUGCGGGGGCGUAUUUAUUGGGGGCUAAGUCAUUGCCUCCCCUCCACGAAAUUUAAAAAAAAAAAUCUAAAGAUUAUUUCCAUGGAAGUCGCUGCAAUAAGCUAACCGGCUGGGCGAUUCGAACGCGCGUCUCCACGCGUUUCAAACGCCACGAUUUUAAAACGGAAACGCGCUUCGCUUACACAUUGGGCGCGUUUCUCAGAGAUAAAAAGCGCGCCGACACUUCGUAUUUUGUGAUGUACUAGUCUCGACGUCUUGUCGUCACUGUAUACAUCGUACAUGACUACAUGUGCAGUAGUACUUCGCGUUUCUGUCCACUGUUAUUUCGUUUAAUAUUUUUCAAUUCGGAAAGCUUAAACGGAUAGAGGCCGCGUGCGUCGUGUUCGCGCUAUACGAGGAACACGAACGAAAACAAAAAAGUGAAACGGCGACGUUUUGGGUCCAUCCGCUUAAUCCAAAAAGACCAGAAAAUGGUUCUUCAUUCGACACCCCAAGAAUGAACUCUUCAGCGUCAAACAGCUUCAUAAUAUAAUUGGAUACAAUUUGUACGGAGAUUGUCAAAGGUUGAUGGCACGACAUUGCGAAUGAACGAAAAUAAAACGCGGCCGUGCGUUAUCAAAACCGAAAAUGCAUUGAAAAUACAUUGGGAAACAUAUUGUUUAAUUAUAGCUAAGAAACGCUAAGUAACGUUCAAAAUUAAACACGCGCGUCUCACUUUCGCGUGCGGAUAAACCCGUAUAAAAGUACACGUUUAAUUUUGAACAUUAAAUUGAAUUUAAAUUUCCAAGCCAGAUUCGCACUGUUCCGGCACGGCACGGACCGUCACAGCACGUAACGUCACCACAAACCGUCCACACGUUCACACUGUUACACGGCACGACACGAAUCGUUAUAGCGCGUACAGGCAUUUGUACGUGAUUUUACUUUUUUUUUUUUAAUUAAAUUUGACUCGCCUGAUUUAAAAUUGUUAUUUUAUUUCAAUAAAUCGACAACGUAAACGGUUAUUUUUGUUUUAUUCGUUAUACCUACCCAUCUGCCUGCCUGUGAACCCGAGCGACGAGUGUAUUUAUUUUACAAAAAUUUAAAAAUUUUUUUGCACAGUGAUGUGUUUUUUUUUUCUUCGUGUCUGAAGACGCUUUUUCACAUCAGAAAGAACGCUUCAGUGUUCAACGUCAAUAUCUCGUGUUGCUUCACAAUUCUGAUAUGUUUUCUCGGGCGUUUGCCGGUACUGUGUUCGCGGUGCGCCGACACUCGACGGACCGGCGCGACAUUCGUUCGGAAUUUGUUUUGCCGGUCCGGUCCGCGUGUUGCGACGUGACGGUUGCGGUGCCGGCCGCGUCAAUGUGAACCGUCUCGGAAGCGGAAGAAAAAAAAAAAAAAACCCCACUAAUUAUAUAAUAAUUCGUCGCGCCGCCCGUGCGCGCCGUGACGGUCCAUGCCGCGCCGCGCCACAGUGUGCCGGGCCCAAUCGCGUCGUUCGAAACGUUCCCAUUUCGUUGGUAUUGAAUUCGUAUUUCGAUUUGGUCAUUUUAUCGCUCACGGGCACUGCUCUGCCGCGGGGACCGAAUACUGGGAAUCGCAGAUGCUAAUUAUAAACCCGUCGAUAACGAUCGCGGUGCGGCGAUCGCAGAGCCGCGCGGGCUUUUCCGGAAAAUUAUUUUACCGGCAAACAUUACGUUUUCGUGUGCGCCGUACGGUCCGCCGCCGCAAUGGUAGUAACCCGGCGUGUUUGUGCUUGCUACACUUUUGUUCAUACCGAACCGGGCGCACCUGUAAAGAAAGUGUUUUCAAAUCGUUUCCGUUUAUUGUCCUUUACGUUAUGUUUUCGAUUUUACCGCGUGGGGCGGUGUUUGUAAACUCGGAUCGGCACUCACCUCUCACCCGUAACAAAAUUCUGGAUACGCGCCGCCGGCAUGCGUGUCAUUGUAAUCGCUGCGCCGUACCAAUCGAGUACCCCGAUACCCGAACGGGGGGGGGGGAAACAAUGCGAGUACUAAUUUUGAGUCCGCGGUUGGAAAACCCCAACAUAUACUUUACCGAGUCCGAGGAUUGUUUCGAGUAAAAUGGAUAAUCAACCAGCAAUAAUUUAUGAACACGACACGGAGAUGGCUACGCGAUAUCGUUCACUAUUAUUGUUAUCGCCGUUGGACAGUGUAAUGUCAUUUCGUACACGCGGCCAAUAUUAUAACACGAUUCGAAUGCAUACAAUGUGCAUCACGCGCGUUGUUAUCAAUAUGAGAAAUAUAAUUUUAUCACCUAUUUUCAUUAUUUAAUUACGCGCAAGCAACAUCGAAAUUAUCCAUAAUUAUAUUGUGUUUUUAGCAGUAUAAAAAAUGUAAUUUUGAUAUUUUUAUUAUUAUUUUUUAGAGUUUGACGGUACUCAAUUAGUAUAUACCUAGAAAAAAAACCCGGGACUCAAUUCGUCCUAAAAGGUUUUAUUGAGAUUCAGUUCGUAUGCAGCCAUUAUACUGGCGUCUCGCUUCAGUGGCGUAUAGCCAGGAUUUUGAAUUGGGGGAGGGGGCAAAUACGUUAUUGCGGUUUAGAUCACGGGCGUAUACGUAAGGAAGGUUUGAAAAAUUUAGAAAAGUGUUUUCAUUAAGAGGAUGUUACACGUGCAUUUGUUGUUUCCGUCUUAUAAACAUAAAAUAUAGUAAAAACAUGCGUACGCGGACUACACAGAAUUCGUUUAGUUUUGGUUAUAGAGUAAAAGCACCUGAAAUGAAUAGAGAACAAUAUUCCAGAGGGCAAAACGAUGCAUUUUUUUGUAAAUGUUUUUUUUUUUUUUUUUUUUUUUAAAGUUUGUGCUAAUUAAAAAACGUUUAAAAAGUCGUUAUUUAUAAACGGUAGAUUGACUGUUAUGUUCAGAGAAAAAACGCAACAUCUUGCCCUCCGGAAUAUUGUUCUCUUUUGAUUUUAUAACAAGUUUUUUUUUCUGUAAAACCAAUAUUAAGUGAGUUCUGUGUAGUCUUCGUAAGCAUGUUUUAACUAUUUCGCGCGUUUGUAAGACGGAAACAACAAAAUGCACGUUGUGUACCGUCCUCUUAAUGUAAUGAUGUCAUAAACUCUAAACAACAGUUGAUUAAAAAAAAAAAAAAACCAACUCAAUAACGAAAUGAGAAUAUUAUGUAUUGACAUAUUGUCUUGUAACUGUAUAAUACCUAUUUAUUACACCCGUUACGAGCAAAGAGGGCGAUUUUCUUUAAAUACACGUUUUUAUACGCGGAGAACGGCCUUUCGGAAGCGGAAGAAAUAAUCGAAAACGCGUAAUUAACACUCGCGUCGUUAAAAUAAAAUACGCACGAAAACGGCCCGUAUAGGGAGGACCGUGACCCUGGCUCGGACACUCCAUAGAUAACAAAGGAAUGGAUAGGCCGCAACUACGACGACGGUCGUAAGCGAGGCGUCGUUCCCGGAGGGGCGGUAAACUGAGGAGAUUUGAUCAUCGUUGAUCAUCGCGCUGUGUACGGUAGAUAAAACACCUUGCUUUACGAAACUGCAGUACGCAACUGCACCCGCCCCUCUUGAAAUACUGAUAUGGUGUACAUGGAUAACCUAUCCAUAACAUCCGUAUUAUCCGCGCGUCUCGCAGCUUGAUACUAUGCACGUUUCAGGGCUGUUGGCGGUCACCAACUUUUUGGACAGCGCCGACAAGGAACUGCUGGUCGUCUGUUGCGGCGUGUUGGUCAACAUGACGUCCGACGAGAGCAAUCGAGAAGCGUUCAAAAACUACAACGGCGUUUCGAAAAUGGUAAACAUACUCGGAUCGUCGGGCGAACGCGAUUGGAACCUUUCGGCGCUCGUUUGCCAGACCCUGUGGAACGUGUGUUCGGGAAGUGACAGCUUUCCCGGCGAUCCUAUGGCCGUACUCGAUACUCUAGUCAAACUCACGGGUAAUGCGUAUUAUUGCGUAUUUUUUUAUUUUUUUUUUUUUUUUUUUUUACAACCGCGGGCGGGCGCAGGGAAGAAAGAAAAACGCGUGAAAUUGUACAGAAUACAAUUUAUUAUUAUUGUUUCUCUGUAAAAUUAUUAUACUUUAUGAUAUUAUUAUUAUUAUGUCCGUGUAUUAUAUUAUUAUUAUUAUUAUUUUUAUUAUAUAUAGACGAAGAACAAUUAUUCGGUGAGCUAUUGUCGUCGCCGGCGGACGAGGAGAAAGUGGCCGAGUACAAACAGUGGGAAGAUUUCGCUUCCGUGGCUACCAAUCUUUUAGAAUGGUUAGACGAACUGUUGGAAGGAAGACUCGGUAACGUAGACGAUAAUUAA
Messenger RNA from Cinara cedri, 15228 nucleotides. The record is from the annotation of a GenBank genome assembly. Lineage: Eukaryota; Metazoa; Arthropoda; Insecta; Hemiptera; Aphididae.